UAUAACCAGACACCGACGGGUCCAUCUCCACCGCUCCCGCUUCUGAGGUAUAUUUACCAAACAAGUAAAAAAAACAAAAAACCCUCCCCUGUCUCUCUUUUCCCAGGUGGCAUCCCACCAGUGCCAUGCAGCACAGCUCCAUCCACUGGUUUCGGAAAGGUCUCCGGCUGCACGACAACCCGGCGCUGCUGGCGGCGGUCACCGAUUGCCGUCGCCUUCAUCCCCUCUUCAUCCUCGACCCCUCCGGCAGCCGGGCAGGUGCCAACGCCUGGCGCUUCCUCCUCGAUGCCCUGCAGGACUUGGACAGGAGCCUGCAGGAAAUGGGCUCCAGGCUGUUCGUGGUACGGGGCUGCCCGGAGGAGGUGUUUCCCCGUCUCUUCCAUGCCUGGGGGACGACAAGGUUGACCUUCGAGGUAGACACCGAACCCCUGGCCCACCGGCGUGACGCUGCCGUGGCCGAGCUGGCGGCCCAGCACGGCGUAGAGGUGAUCCAGAAGGUGUCCCACACCCUCUACGACACCGAGAGAAUCCUCGCCUUGAACGAUGGCAAAGCCCCCAUGACCUACAAGAGGCUGCAGAGCCUCCUGGCAUCCCUGGGACCCCCGGAGAAGCCGGCCCCGGCACUCACACGGGAACAUCUCCAGGGCUGCCGCGUCCCGUGCCAGGUCAGCCACAACGCCGACUACGGGGUCCCCACCUUGGAGGAGCUGGGACAGGACCCCACCAAGGUGGGGCCUCACCUCUACCCUGGUGGGGAGACAGCAGCGCUCACCCGGCUCGACACACACAUGGAGAGGACAGCCUGGGUGUGCAGCUUCAAGAAGCCUGAGACGGAGCCCAACUCGCUGAGCCCCAGCACCACCGUCCUCAGCCCCUACCUCAGAUUUGGCUGCCUCUCGGUCCGCACGUUCUGGUGGCGGCUGGAUGAGAUCUACCAAGGGCGGGAGCACUCCCAGCCCCCCGUCUCUCUGCACGGGCAGCUCCUCUGGAGGGAGUUUUUCUACACUGCCGGCGCCACCAUCCCCAAUUUCGACCAGAUGCUCGGCAACCCCGUCUGCCUGCAGGUCGACUGGGAUGACAACCCCCAGCAUCUCCAAGCCUGGAGGGAGGGCCGGACGGGCUACCCCUUCAUUGAUGCCAUCAUGACCCAGCUGCGUUCCGAGGGCUGGAUCCACCACCUUGCUCGGCACGCCGUUGCCUGCUUCCUCACCCGUGGGGAUCUCUGGGUCUCCUGGGAAGAAGGGCUGAAGGUCUUUGAGGAGCUCCUGCUAGAUGCAGACUGGUCCCUCAACGCUGGCAACUGGCUGUGGCUGUCGGGCAGUGCCUUCUUCCACCGAUAUUUCCAUGUCUACUCGCCUGUCACCUUUGGAAAGAAGACAGACCAGGAUGGAGCAUACAUUCGGAAAUACCUUCCCAUCCUCAAGGAUUUCCCCACCGAGUAUAUCUACGAGCCCUGGAAGGCACCCCGGGCCGUGCAGGAGCGGGCGGGCUGCCUGGUGGGCACCAACUACCCCCAGCCCAUCGUGGAGCACCAAGCAGUGAGGGAGAGGAACAUGGGGCGCAUGAAGGCAGCCCGUGCCCGGAAAGGUAAUGGAUCCCCCAAGAAGCACCAAGCUCCCCCCACCGUUCUGCUGUCACCCCGGCUGCCCUCCUCUCCUCCAGCCAACAAGCGGGAGCCACCGGCCAGCCCUUCGGUAGCCGAAUCGCAAAGGAAAAAGCCCAAGGCUGAGCAACGCUGACCUCACAGGGACCCAGGCAGCUGCCAGUCACUGGUCUGGCACCAUUUGUCCCUUUUUGACCUAUUUCACUCAAACUGCCUCCCUUCAUUAAUCCCUUCCUCUCCCACCCUGGGGCUGAUGACUUUGCUGCUGCUGCCACCCCAAAAACCAACUCCCCAAACCGGGACGUGCCCCAAAGACAAACACCACCCCAAGUCCUCGAGGAGCAACACCCCACUGGACAAAGCUCCACCCCAGCCUUAGCUAGAAUAUAAUCAUUAUUAAAGGGAUCAGAGUAAUUAAGAAAGCCCAGUUUGAUUCACAACGUGCCUUGACCCACCAGCACCAAGUUGAAAUCCCCUGGCUACAUUGUCAGCGGCCUAGCUGUCACAGAGAAGCCUGCAAAGAGCGUUAGGAAAGGGGUCGAGCGCGAGGCUGUGUCAAAGCCAGCCCAUGGGAAGGCGCUCAGGUGAGAAAAUAAGGCUAGUUUCGCCUUUAAAUACACCCACCAUCAAUACUGUUUAUUUAUGGCGCCAACAGAAAGUGACACACAGCUAUCCUGAAAGCCAGAGAACUGCUCCUCCUCUGGAGUACAC
Molecule: messenger RNA, 2314 nt
Organism: Calidris pugnax (ruff)
Lineage: Eukaryota; Metazoa; Chordata; Aves; Charadriiformes; Scolopacidae
Product: cryptochrome-2-like
Exons: 9
Coding region: 126-1739 (537 amino acids)
Biological process (GO): circadian regulation of gene expression; entrainment of circadian clock by photoperiod
Cellular component (GO): cytoplasm; nucleus
Molecular function (GO): FAD binding; DNA binding
Source: RefSeq, a predicted model, not a curated record